AUGAACGAGCUGGACUCCGAGGUGCUCCCUCUACCGCCUCGCUAUCGGUUUCGAGACUUGCUCUUGGGCGACCAGAGCUUCCAAAAUGAGGACAGGCCACAUAAUGAAGAUUUCAGCAUGGAUUCCUCGCUUUCACAGGUUGAAGUGGAGUUUUACGUGAAUGAGAACACCUUUAAAGAACGCCUAAAGCUAUUCUUCAUCAAAAAUCAACGAUCAAGCCUGAGGAUACGCCUGUUUAACUUCUCACUCAAGCUUCUCACUUGCCUUCUUUAUAUUGUCCGCGUUCUGCUGGAUGACCCAGAACGGAUAGGAUGCUGGGAAUGUGAGAAACACAUCUACUCCUCCUUCAAUCAAUCAUCAUCAGAAAUCAACUGGGCUCACAUUUUGUGGGUGGAUCGAAACAAGCCAUUGUGGGCAAUACAAGUCAGUGUAGCCAUCAUUAGCUUCCUAGAGACCAUGCUUCUGAUCUACCUCAGCUAUAAGGGUAACAUUUGUGAGCAAAUAUUUCGUGUUUCGUUCAUCCUUGAAAUGAUCAACACCGUGCCCUUAUUAUCACGAUCCUUUGGCUUUCUUUUAGAUAUUUGGCCACCUUUACGGAAUUUAUUCAUUCCCGUGUUCUUGAAUUGCUGGUUGGCGAAGUAUGCUUUGGAGAAUAUGAUAAAUGACUUGCAUCGAGCAAUACAACGGACUCAGUCUGCCAUGUUCAACCAAGUACUCAUUUUAAUUUGCACCCUGCUUUGUCUUGUUUUCACUGGAACCUGUGGCAUCCAGCAUUUAGAAAGGGCCGGUGAGAAUCUCUCGCUCUUCAAGUCCUUUUAUUUCUGCAUCGUCACCUUCUCCACCGUCGGCUACGGAGAUGUGACCCCCAAGAUCUGGCCUUCUCAGCUGCUGGUGGUGAUCAUGAUAUGCGUGGCCCUUGUGGUCUUGCCUCUGCAGUUUGAAGAGCUGGUGUACCUGUGGAUGGAGCGGCAGAAGUCAGGAGGAAAUUACAGCCGCCACCGGGCUCAGACGGAGAAGCAUGUUGUGCUCUGUGUCAGCUCCCUCAAGAUAGAUCUGCUGAUGGACUUCCUGAACGAGUUCUACGCUCAUCCGAGGCUGCAGGAUUACUACGUGGUCAUCCUUUGCCCCACAGAAAUGGAUAUUCAGGUGCGCCGUGUGCUUCAGAUCCCAUUGUGGUCCCAGCGGGUGAUCUACCUCCAGGGAUCUGCCCUGAAAGAUCAGGACCUCAUGAGAGCAAAGAUGGACAAUGGGGAAGCUUGCUUCAUUCUGAGCAGUCGAAAUGAGGUGGACCGCACAGCUGCGGAUCAUCAAACCACUAGAGCUUGGGCGGUGAAAGAUUUUGCUCCCAACUGUCCCCUCUACGUUCAGAUUCUGAAGCCGGAGAAUAAAUUCCACGUCAAGUUUGCAGAUCACGUGGUGUGCGAAGAGGAGUGCAAAUUCGCCAUGCUGGCCCUGAAUUGUGUCUGCCCAGCUACCUCUACUCUUAUCACCCUUCUCGUCCAUACCUCCAGAGGGCAGGAGGGCCAGGAGUCUCCGGAACAAUGGCAACGGAUGUACGGGCGCUGCUCGGGCAAUGAGGUGUACCACAUCCGCAUGGGCGACAGCAAGUUUUUCAUGGAGUAUGAAGGGAAGAGCUUCACCUACGCGUCCUUCCAUGCUCACAAAAAAUACGGUGUUUGCUUGAUGGGCGUGAAAAAGGAGAACAAGAGCAUCCUUCUCAACCCGGGACCACGGCACAUCAUGACUGCAUCCGAUACAUGUUUCUACAUCAACAUCACCAAGGAGGAGAACUCCGCCUUCAUCUUCAAGCAGGAAGAGAAGCAGAAGCAGAAAUUUAUGGGCAAAGGGAUCUACGAGGGACCGUCACGAUUGCCAGUCCAUAGCAUCAUCGCUAGCAUGGGCACGGUGGCCAUGGAUCUUCAGAACACCGAAUCCCAUCCCAAUCACAGCUCCAAGUUAACAUUGCCAUCCGAGAACGGGUCUGGAAAAAGGAGGCCCAGCAUCGCCCCAGUUUUGGAGGUGGCGGAUGCCUCUUCUCUUCUACCCUGCGACAUGCUGAGCGACCAAUCCGAGGACGAGGUGACUCAGUCCGAUGACGACGUCCUGACUAUUAUAGAGUAUGUGAAAGGGUAUCCACCCAACUCACCUUACAUUGGAAGUUCUCCAACCCUCUGCCAUCUUUUACCUGUCAAGGCCCCCUUCUGUUGCUUACGCCUGGACAAGGGCUGCAAACACAACAGUUACGAAGACGCGAAGGCCUAUGGCUUCAAGAACAAGUUGAUCAUUGUGUCCGCUGAGACUGCGGGCAACGGCUUGUAUAAUUUUAUUGUCCCUCUCCGGGCGUAUUAUCGUUCACGGAAGGAGUUGAAUCCCAUCGUGCUGCUGCUAGACAACAAACCUGACCAUCACUUCUUGGAAGCCAUCUGUUGUUUUCCAAUGGUUUAUUAUAUGGAAGGUACAAUUGAUAACCUCGAUAGUUUGCUGCAAUGUGGCAUCAUUUACGCGGACAAUUUGGUGGUGGUGGAUAAAGAAAGCACCAUGAGUGCGGAGGAAGAUUACAUGGCAGACGCCAAAACCAUUGUCAACGUCCAGACCAUGUUCAGACUUUUCCCAAGUUUGAGUAUCAUUACUGAAUUGACACAUCCGUCCAACAUGAGGUUUAUGCAAUUCCGGGCGAAGGACAGCUACUCGUUGGCCCUUUCCAAACUGGAGAAGAAAGAACGAGAGAACGGCUCCAACCUGGCUUUCAUGUUCCGUCUCCCGUUUGCCGCUGGCCGGGUUUUCAGCAUCAGCAUGUUAGAUACUCUCCUUUAUCAGUCCUUCGUGAAAGAUUAUAUGAUCAACAUCACGAGAUUAUUACUUGGUCUGGAUACGACGCCUGGUUCUGGUUAUCUCUGUGCAAUGAAAAUCACAGAAGACGAUCUCUGGAUCCGAUCCUACGGGCGUCUCUUUCAGAAGUUGUGUUCGUCCAGCGCAGAGAUUCCCAUCGGAAUCUACAGAACCGAAUCCCACAUGUUCUCCACCACCGAUCCUCAUGAUAUCAGAACCCAGUCACAGAUUUCAAUCAAUGUGGAAGACUGCGAAGACCUCAAGGAAGGGAAGGAGACUUGGAACGCCAAGCCGCACCACCACCACCACCACCACCGGAAUUCGUGUCCUGCUGACCAGACGGAGCACCCACUUCUCCGGAGGAAAAGCAUGCAGUGGGCUCGGCGGUUGAGCCGCAAAGGAGCCAACAAGCAGACCUCAAAGACGGCCGAGUGGAUCAAUCAGCAGAGACUGAAUCUCUACCGGCGGUCGGAAAGGCAGGAACUGUCUGAGCUUGUGAAGAAUCGCAUGAAACAUCUGGGCUUACCCACAACAGGGUACGAGGAUGUAGCAAAUUUAACAGCCUGUGAUGUGAUGAACCGGGUAAACCUUGGAUAUUUGCAAGAUGAAAUGAACGACCACCAAAACACACUCUCCUACGUUCUCAUCAACCCUCCCCCGGACACGCGCCUGGAACUCAACGAUAUUGUGUAUUUAAUACGACCUGACCCCCUUGCACACGUGGAAAAUGAAGGCCACAGUCGGAAGAGCAGCAGUCAUAAGAACGCAAACCCUGAAACUCGAGAUGAGACACAGCUCUGA
Messenger RNA from Thamnophis elegans (Western terrestrial garter snake), 3630 nucleotides. RefSeq names its product potassium channel subfamily T member 1-like. Gene Ontology annotation, biological process: potassium ion transport. The record is from RefSeq and is a predicted model, not a curated record. NCBI's taxonomy places the organism in Eukaryota, Metazoa, Chordata, Lepidosauria, Squamata, Natricidae. Gene Ontology annotation, cellular component: membrane. Gene Ontology annotation, molecular function: intracellular sodium-activated potassium channel activity.